Messenger RNA from Phalaenopsis equestris, 2736 nucleotides. Its product is annotated as phosphate transporter PHO1 homolog 1. The transcript has 14 exons. Gene Ontology annotation, cellular component: trans-Golgi network; plasma membrane; cytoplasm. The coding region runs from base 52 to 2427 and encodes 791 amino acids. Lineage: Eukaryota; Viridiplantae; Streptophyta; Magnoliopsida; Asparagales; Orchidaceae. Gene Ontology annotation, biological process: phosphate ion transport; cellular response to phosphate starvation. Gene Ontology annotation, molecular function: inositol hexakisphosphate binding. The record is from RefSeq and is a predicted model, not a curated record.
UAUAGACCAAAUUACAGUAAAAAUAUUGCUUUCUGAGAGAAAAAAGUAGACAUGGUGAAGUUCUCCAAGCAGUUUAAAGCCCAGCUUGUCCCCGAGUGGAAGGAUGCUUUUGUAGACUACUGGCAGCUAAAAAAGGACCUCAAGAAAAUGCAAAUCCAUUGCUUCAACCAGAAUUUAGUGAACAAAUCACCAGAGGAAAAUCUUCCACAAAGACUCCUAUUAUCACCAGUAAAGAAACUAUCAUUAUUCAGCAGUGGUUGGGGUCACAAGAAUGAAACUAUUCAGGUUCACCGGAAGCUUAUGAGCACCGCGAGCAAUGGUGAUUUAUAUGAGACUGAGCUACUGGAUCAAUUUGAAGAGACAAAUGCUGCAAGAGAUUUCUUUGCAAGACUUGAUCUUCAGCUGAACAAAGUGAACCAAUUCUAUAAGGCGAAGGAGAAGGAGUUUGUCGAGAGGGGUGAGUCACUGAGAAAGCAAAUGGAGAUUCUUGUUCAUCUCAAGGCUGCAAUGAAGAAGCAGAGGGAGCAGGGCUGCUUGAAUCCCGACUCGAAGGAAGAUCAGUCAAUUUCGAGUUCUAUUUGUUUCGAGGAUGAGUCCAUUAAGGACACAACAGAUCAGGAACAAACUCAGGAGAGCUUGGCAUCAGACUGUGAGAAGAGUGAAGUUCAAUUCUGUGAUUCUCUCGAGGAGCAAGAUGAAUCAGGAAAUCUGGUGAAAGCCAAAAGAGCAGAAGAAGGUAAGCAUACAAGUCUCUCUGGAAGAAUCUUCAGCUGCCAGGGAAAGAAUCUCAAGAUAAACAUUCCCCUUACUACUCCCUCCAGAACUAUCUCAGCUCUUACCUACUUGGUCUGGGAGGACUUAGUUAACCAAUCCAAGAAAUGCAGACCGGAGAAAGCGAAGCUCCAUAUUAACAAGACAAAGCUCCACCGUGCAGAAAAGAUGAUUCGAGGGGCCUAUAUCGAACUCUUCAAAGGAUUAAGUUAUCUCAGGACAUAUAGGAACCUGAAUAUGUUGGCUUUUGUGAAGAUUUUGAAGAAGUUUGAUAAGGCGAUGGGAAAGCAAAUCCUUCCUAUAUACCUUAAAGUUGUUGAAAGUUCCUAUUUCAACAGUUCAGAUAAGGCUGUUAGAUUAAUGGAUGAGGUCGAGGAUCACUUUACCAAACACUUUGCUGAUGAUGAUAAGAGGAAGGCCAUAAAAUACCUCAAGCCAAACCAGCGAAAGGAAUCUCAUUCAGUGACUUUUUUCAUUGGACUCUUUACCGGAUGCUUCAUUGCACUUUUUAUCGGAUAUUGUAUCAUGGCACAUAUUGCUGGAAUGUACACAAGGCAAUCAGACACCAUUUACAUGGAAACAGUUUAUCCAGUUCUAAGUAUGUUUAGCCUAUUUUUCCUGCACCUUUUCCUCUAUGGGUGUAACAUCUACAUGUGGAGAAAGACAAGAAUCAACUAUAGUUUCAUAUUUGAGUUCGCCCCCACCAAAGAACUACAAUACAGAGAUGUUUUCCUGAUAUGUGCCACCUCAAUGACUAUAGUGGUGGGAAUUAUGUUUGCCCAUCUAUCCUGUACUUUGAAAGGCUAUAAUUCCACUCAAGUCCAAGCAAUCCCUGGAAUUUUGCUACUGAUGCUUACAGUUGUGCUUGUGUGUCCUUUCAACAUUAUAUAUCAAUCAAGCCGCUACCACUUUCUUAGAGUUAUCAGGAACAUUAUACUAUCUCCUUUUUAUAAGGUGGUCAUGGUAGAUUUCUUCAUGGCUGACCAAUUAUGCAGCCAGGUACCUAUGCUGAGGAACCUGGAAUAUGUAACCUGCUAUUAUGUCACUGGAAGCUAUAAAACACAAGAUUAUGGAUACUGCAUGAGUACUACAAAUUUCAGAGACUUAGCUUAUGUUGUAUCCUUCCUUCCCUACUACUGGAGAGCCAUGCAGUGUGCGAGGAGAUGGUUCGAUGAGGGAGAGAUAAGCCAUCUUGUGAAUCUAGGCAAGUAUGUGUCUGCAAUGCUUGCAGCAGGAGCUAAGGUAGCCUAUGAGAAGGAGAAAACUAUAGAGUGGUUAUCUCUUGUUGUCCUGAUGUCAAGCACAGCAACUGUGUACCAAUUGUACUGGGAUUUUGUAAAGGAUUGGGGACUGUUGCAACCAAAAUCAGAAAAUCCAUGGCUUAGGAAUGAGCUAAUUCUUCGUCGCAAGUUCAUAUAUUUCUUAUCGAUGGGACUUAACUUUAUACUGAGGUUAGCAUGGAUACAAUCAGUUCUGCAUUCGAACAUUGCUAAUUUGGAUUAUAGAGUGACUUCCUUCCUCCUGGCAGCUCUAGAAGUGAUUCGCCGUGGACAUUGGAAUUUCUAUAGGUUGGAGAAUGAACACCUUACCAAUGCUGGCAAGUUUCGAGCCGUGAAAACUGUGCCUUUACCAUUCCAUGAAGUAGACCUGGAUUGACACAUUCGAUGAAGGAAGAGCACUCUUGUAGUUUACCAGCCAUCAAUAAUUAAAUCUGGCAUGGUACACUUCAAAAAAAAAAAACAAAAAACAAAACCCCGACACUUGUGACAAGAAAACCAAUUCCUUUCAUAAUUGAAUUUUUAUUGGAUCAAGUAACAUAUUUUAUCAUAGUUGAUUCUAAGAAAUGGAAACUAUUACACAAUGAUUAAUUCAAGGUCCUUACUGAGAAGGUUUUCCUUGUAAAACAACUGCUAUGGAUUUUUGCCUACAUCUUCAGACAUUUUAAGUUGGAAGCUUCGUCUACUA